UUUCACACGGUCCAGGCUGAAAAGGACUCACCCUACUACUUGUUCGCUUGUUUCGGACUGGCUGCUGCUGCUGAGCGACUUGCUAUUUGCUCUUAUCCACAGCAUUUCCUCGUGGACGCUGUUGUUUACUUGUAAACUCUGCCUGGUCAUCAUUUGCAUGUGAACUUCGACUGAGCGCGGUCUGCCUCACUCAAGUGCCCGUUACAGCCUGAAUCAGCAAACUUCAAGAGAAAAUAUUGACAAUCUUCUACGAGAGAGAGAGGACAUGGCUUCAGAUAUAGGAAUGCAACUAGCAGAGGACCAGAUCAAAGUAUUGGAGGAGAACUUCACUAAAGUCACCAAGCAUCCAGAUGAAACGACGCUCAUGCUGAUAGCUGCAGAGUGCGGGUUGUCCGAGGAGGAUACAGCUAAAUGGUUCAGGCUACGUAACGCUCAGUGGAGACAGGCAGAAGGACUGCCCGCUGAACUGGGAUCAGUGAAGGACUGAGGAAAAGGAGUCAUCCUUCCUUUUCCCAAAAAAGAGCCCCAUCUCCUCUGUCUCCAUCUCCUCCACCCUCUUCGGGCUGCGGUUAUCUGGUCUACGCUGCCCAGAAGCUUGACGCCUCUCCUUGCCCCCUACCUUAUUUUAUAUCAGAGUCGAAUAUGCUAAAUGUGAAGUGUACGUUAAGUCACAUUUGUGUUGUGUUAUGUUAUUUUAUUUAGACUGUUUUUGUGCUAAUAUUACGUUUACAUAAAUAAAAUAUAUUCAGUCUCUA
Alosa alosa (allis shad) is the source of this 755-nucleotide messenger RNA. RefSeq names its product HOP homeobox (gene hopx). Gene Ontology annotation, molecular function: DNA binding. Gene Ontology annotation, cellular component: nucleus. Lineage: Eukaryota; Metazoa; Chordata; Actinopteri; Clupeiformes; Clupeidae. The transcript is spliced from 2 exons. The record is from RefSeq and is a predicted model, not a curated record. Gene Ontology annotation, biological process: regulation of transcription by RNA polymerase II; cell differentiation. The coding region runs from base 266 to 487 and encodes 73 amino acids.